This is a messenger RNA of Talpa occidentalis (Iberian mole), 6999 nucleotides long. It is a transcript of the gene ZNF772, whose product is annotated as zinc finger protein 772. The transcript is spliced from 3 exons. Gene Ontology annotation, molecular function: DNA-binding transcription factor activity, RNA polymerase II-specific; RNA polymerase II cis-regulatory region sequence-specific DNA binding. NCBI's taxonomy places the organism in Eukaryota, Metazoa, Chordata, Mammalia, Eulipotyphla, Talpidae. The record is from RefSeq and is a predicted model, not a curated record. Bases 15 to 1283 code for a protein of 422 amino acids. Gene Ontology annotation, biological process: regulation of transcription by RNA polymerase II.
GGCCGCAGAUCCCGAUGGCGGCCGCGCGCGCGGGCCCCGCGCAGGGGCAGGUGACCUUCGAGGACGUGGCCGUGCACUUUUCCCGGGAGGAGUGGGGGCUCCUGGAUGAGGCUCAGCGGCGCCUGUACCGGGACGUGAUGCUGGAGACCUUUGCGCUCACGGCCUCGCUGGGUUGUCGGCGUGGGGUGGAGGACAAGGAAGUACCUCUUGAGCAGAGCAUUUCUCUAGUGACAUCUAGGGUCAGAAGUCCCAAGACAGGCUCUUCUACCCAGAAUGCCCGUCCCUGUGAGACACGUGAGCCAGUCCUGAAGGACAGUUUGCACCAGGAAACAUGCUCUGGGCAGAAACCAUACCUGUGUGUUGUAGGGGAUCACCCUGACCUCCAGCAGCAGCACAGUGGAGAGAAACCCUUCAACGGGGAUGAGGGCAGAGACUUUCUCGUGCACAGCUGUCCUGGCCAACCAGCAGAGAGGCCUUUUGUCACAGCGGAGGGGUGCAAGGACAUCCUGACUACCUCAGGCAUUUUUCAGCACCACGCUCCUCGCAGUCAGUGGCCCCCACACGGUAACACCAGAUGCGCAGAGCCCGGUCACGGUGGACAAAGGCAGUACGCGUGCAGUGAAUGUGGAAAAGCCUUCAGCCGCAAAGACUCACUUGUUCAGCACCAGAGGGUCCACACUGGAGAAAGACCUUACGAGUGCAGUGAAUGUGGGAAAACCUUCAGCCGCAAACCCAUCCUUGCUCAGCACCAGAGAAUCCAUACUGGAGAAAUGCCGUAUGAGUGUGGCAUAUGUGGGAAGGUUUUUAAUCACAGCUCCAACCUUAUUGUACACCAGAGAGUCCACACUGGAGCGAGACCGUACAAGUGCAGUGAGUGUGGGAAAGCCUACAGCCACAAAUCUACUCUUGUUCAGCACGAGAGUGUCCACACUGGAGAGAGGCCGUAUGAGUGCAGUGAGUGCGGGAAGUACUUUGGUCACAAGUAUAGACUCAUCAAACACUGGAGCGUUCACACUGGGGCCAGGCCUUAUGAGUGCAUUGCGUGUGGGAAGUUUUUUAGCCAAAGUUCUGACCUUAUUGCACACCAGAGAGUUCACAAUGGUGAAAAGCCCUACGUGUGCAGCGAGUGCGGAAAAGCAUUUAGCCACAAGCAUGUACUUGUUCAGCACCACAGAAUUCACACUGGAGAAAGGCCGUAUCAGUGCAGCGAGUGUGGAAAGGCCUUCAGACAAAGGGCUUCCCUCAUCCGACAUUGGAAAGUUCACACUGAAGAAAGGUCUUAGCAUAGCGUAGCGGGGAUGUCCCAUCCCCCGUGUGAGCAUCAUGACUGACACCUGAGAAAAGCCUCCCUGAGUACCCAUCAGCCCUGAGGUGAAUCUCAUACAUUGGAACACCCACUCCGGGGAGGCUCCCCUGACUGCAGCCCUGUGGCGAGCUUUCUGGAGCUGUGUUGCACUUUGGAACCUGCCCGAUACCCUUGACAGAAUCAUCACAGCUGGUGUCUGCAGGAAGCCACCCACCCACCUCCACAAUGUCAGCACCCCAUGCUGUCCCAGUCACCCCAACCUGCUUGAUAGGCCCCCGGCUCGGCUCUUUCCCUCCCUAGGAGUUAUUGGCCGGAGCCCAGAUUCUCCAUCCCUCCUUACCAGCCGCUCACCCGCCCUCUGGUUUAAGCACGAACAGGACCCCGGUUAGGCCAGGAGGAGGCAAGUGCCGUGCGGCUGCACACCUGAGGACAAGGCUCCAUCUGUCAGGGACUUGACUGGUCUCACGUCCUAGUGAUUUUUCCAUUCUCCGAGUCCCCAAACUCAGGAAUGGGCUGCCCGUGUCCUGGUUUUGCAAACAUGCCUUAGUGUUUACACUACCUUUAUUCUUUAGAAUUCUCUUUAUUCUGUCAGCUUGAGAACCGAAUGGGUCUCUGGUAGCAUGAAAGGAUGAACAGCUGCCGCGAGGACUCCAACUGUGGUGAUUGUGGCAGUAGGAUGGCGAGCAAACAACAACUCUCCUUCUAGUUUCAGCCUCACUUGCAUUGCGACUCAAAGCUUCCUAGGAAAGACUCCCACUCUCUUGGGCCUGCUCCCGUGACCUGUGUGCCAAGAUGACACAUGUGGCUGAGGGCACCCUGAGCAGGGGGCAUUUGUUGCGACUCCCUGGUCUCCAUCUCCCCCAGCCCUUUUGAAGAGAAUUUGAUCCCUCCUAGCACCUGCCAACAUCUUUGAAAUUAUCCAGUGGGCAGAUGUCACUGAGCCCUACAAGGGCCAUGUAGAAAUCAUGAUUGGUGAGGAGAUACUAGCAGGGAGUUCAGAGACGGCAACAAACUGCAGGAACGUGACUCCAAAAGGCCCAUCCACAAGUGUUUCCAUCACGACAGCUUUGGGGUGGCGUUUACAGACGUUCUCAGGACUCCCACGUGUGUGUCUCUGGCUAUGGUUAUUGUCAGAGUGGUUAGUCUAUACAUUUUUCUGCAGUAAAUUUUCUAUCACUCACAAACACACACACACACACACACACAGAGUUUACACCUUGCUAAGUUCUAAGUUCCAGCACAUUUGUACCCAGGAAACCACUUGAUUUGCUGUCACUGGAUGCAUUUGCUCUUCCUAGAAUUCCGUUCUCUGUACAGAACAGUUAGUAUGUGCUCUGCCGUAUCUGACUUCAAGUCUACAUAAUUUGUGAUUCGCCAAUGUGCUUGUUUCAGAGCUUAACUCCUUUUCCUCUGUACUUCUGUGGCAAGUAUUCUGUCUCCGAGAAAACAGCUGCAAAGCCAGUGGUCUAGUGGAGAACACAGGAACAAGCCCACACUGUUACUACCGGGACCUGCAGCAGCCGUGCCCUCACUUCCCGCCUGCCAGGCUCGCGCAGGGGGACAGGGCGGGCCCCACAGCAGUGGCUACUAGCAGCUACGGACACUGCUGACCCUGGUCACUGUUCCUUUUCUGUCCCUUUUUAGUCUUUCAAUGAUGAAUCACAGUGGCUGAUUUUUUUUUUUUUUUUUUGUGGGACCUUCCCCGGCGGCCGGGGAAUGAACCGGUGCUGCAGAGGCUGCGGGCAGCCUCACAGGCCAGCGCUCAACCGCUGCGCCACCAGGGGAGGCCCUCACGGUGGCUGAUUUUGAAAAGUUAGAACAACCUUACACUUCCAACGUGGUCAAAUAUUUCUAGUUUUUUUAUUUUCUGGAAGAUUUUAUGAAGACUUGGUUUUUGCUCUUUAUUUUUUUGGUGUCUGGACCUGGAGUUUAUUUUCCGGGAAGGUUUCUAACUAUGAGUUUACUUUCCAUGCAGGAUCAGGGCAACAGAACACCCCCCACCCCCAUGGGCUUUGGAGUUGGCUUUCAUGGAGUUCAGUCAAAUUUUUUCAAACUAUCAUUUUGGUAUCUGUACAAUCUGUAGCGAUGCUACCUCUUUUAUUCCUGAUACUGGAAAUAUCUAUAUAUCUCUUCUUAAUUUAGGAUCAAUUUUAAUUGAUCAUGAAGCACUUGGUUUUCCUGAUCUUUCCUUUUUUUUAAACUAUUGCCCCCCUGCUUUUAUUUUUAUUCCCCCCCCCGACCCCCGCUUUUAAUAGAAAAAAAUGACUUCACUUCUUGUGCUGCUUUUUAACAGAGACUGAAAUCCUUCUUUGGAAGUCUUUUUGCCUAUAACAUAGGUGUUUGGUACUAAUUCAUUCUAUACUACUGCUUUAGUUGCCUCCCGCAAAACUUGCUAUUUUAAUUAACUUUAUUUUCCAGUUUAAUUUCUUCUCUGACACCUGGCUCUUCCUUUAAAAGCGAGUCAUUUCAAAUACUUGGGAUGUUCCUUAUCUUUCUGUUAAUUAGUUUUUAAUUCCAUUAGAGUCACAGCACAUGUCCUUUGGCUUGAACUACUUACAUUGACUUCUCUGUGGCCCAGAAUAUGGGCUCUCUUGUGGUUCACGUUAAACUGAAGUGAAUUGACAAUGGACUACUGUUGGGUGGAGGUGUCUACAAAUGUCAGCCUAGGUUAAGAUCCUUCCUAACGUCUUCUGACUCCUUCUGAUUUGGGGGAUGUGGUUCUCUGGGUGUAAAACUGGAUUUGCCUCUUUAUCUGUGUAGUGCUAUCAGUUUUUGUUUUGUGUAUUUAGAACCGGUUUGUUAGAUGAAUAAACAUUUCCUAUUUAUCUGUCCACUCGCUGAGGAGACCUCUUUAGCACUAAGAAACGACCCUGUUUACAUAGUAAUAUUUUUGCUCUACAGUCUACUUUGUCUAUCCUGUUAACACAGUGUGAUUCCGACUGAACGUGGAAAAUACUUGCAUUUCUAUAGACAUUCUUGGUUUUUCUUCUGUUACAUGGUUAAGUUCUAUGGAAACAAUAUAAUCUUUUGGGGUCUUCAUUCUAAAGAUUUUCAGACAGAGUUACUGCAGCACUCACUUUAAGGCCAAUUUCCCUCCCACUGCUGAGACACAACUGUGUUCUCUGAUACUUGAAGGUUUCCCAGUUAAGCUGGUCAGAACAGGCACUUCAGUUUCCAUAUUAUCCUCGGAAAUUGUUCUGUCUAGUCCCUUUGGAUGUGUCCGUACCCGUCCUCUGGGGGUUCCUACACGGGUAUGUAGGUGACUACUCAGCCAGACGACUGUUUCUCUGAAGUUUGCUCUGCUCUGUACUAUAAGGACGUGCCGCCUUGCGCUGUGUCCUUAACUCAGGGUGGCUCUGGCUUCUGCCCCGCAUCACUAUCCUUGCCAUAGGGCCCGAGAAUGUCCUGUGUCACAGUUUGGGACAGUCGUGUGGCUCUCUGCUGUCUGCCCUCUCUGUUGCUUCCUGUACUUUGCUUCCUGUUCACUGUCAUGGUCCGUUGCAUAUACUUUAAUUUUUCUCAAGAAAAUCUGUGGAUCACCUGCCCCCAAAUACAUUAGUACAUUAGUAAAACUGAUCAAGCCUCCUCUUGAGAAAGGAGAAAAAAACAAUAGACGUUGCAUAUAUUACAAAUGUGAGUAACAAAAUAAGGCUGAACUCCAGAUAUCUUGACAGCAUAUAAUGGGUAAUAUGUCAUUAAUUUUAAACAACUUUCCCUCAAUAUGUAAGGUUUGCAGGGCAAAGAUUCAGACAUCAUCAGCACGUGUAAUGUUAGCUUAAAUUUUUUAAUAUCUUCCCUAUAUCAGGUUAAAGAAAUGAAUUGACCGCAACUCUCUGAGCCCAACUGCCCCAAGUUAGCCUCAGCCUCCACAUCUUUAAGGAUUGUGUCUGAAUGCUUCCCCCCAACAAACAGGGAUGUCCCCCCAACAAACAGUCCUUUUUGCAAAGGACUUAAAAAACCCAAAUAAAACAGUAAUUUGGGACUUAGAAUAUUUGUUAAAAAGGUAUUUUAUAAUCUUAACAAUGUCUACGUAAGAUUGGGCUGAAAGUCUGUGCCAGUGGCAUAAAAAAGGAAAUAAAUGACGUAAAAAUUGACAGAUGGUACUUUUCUAUUUAGAAAGCCCUUAGUUCCUACCUGAGAAGCCACAGGUCUAAUGAGUUAGAUUAGCCAAGGUCCAGGAUGAAAUCUUGGGAAAAUGAAAAAUCACACCACUAAUGACAGCAUCAAAAUAUGAAAUAUUCAGGAGUCCAGUUAACAAAUUACAUUCAAGGACUAUAAAGCAAGUUUGUAAAACAUCACAGACUUUUCCUGAGUGACGCCAAGACUUGAAGUUUAAUUUGCUUUCCCCUGGCUAUUUCUGAGGUCACACAGUUGUUAAGUUACCAGUGGUUUCUUUCUUUUUUUUUUUUUAAGAUUUAUUUAUACAUACAAGAACUGGGGUACAGGCCAGAGAUGGGGGUGGUGAGAGGAUUCACUAGAGACAGAGUGGGGAGCAGAACAGGUGGAUCAAUGAAAUACACUGUUGAGGGGAGCAGCGAGGAGACAGGAAAGGUCUGCUGUGCCUCGUGGGUCACCUCCCUGGCUGAGGAUUGAACUCGUGCUGCAGUGGCUACAGGUGGCUUCACAGUACUGCAUCUUAAUCCCUUAUGCCACCAGGGAGGCCCCACCGGUGGUUUCUUUGUGAUGGAAAUUUACAAAUUGAUUCUAAAAUACAUAGGAGAAUUCAAAGGACCUAAAAUACCCAAACAAAUUUUGCAAAGAACAAACUUGAAGGAUUUUAUCUGAUUUUAAUAGUCCCUGUAGAGCUACUGAUGAAAAGCAUAAUAAUGCUGAAAGGGUAGACAAUGCAAAUAGAAACCAGAACAGACUCGAAAACACAUCAAUUUCACUAAAAUCACAGAGGUAUGUCAAGACUGAAAGGAUAUUUGCAACAAACUGCUCUAAAAUUGACAUCUACAUAAAAUAGUAACAGACUUAAAACAUCCGGGAGAGUUUUACUAAUUAACUUGAAAUGGAUUAUAAAUGUGAAUGAAAUAAAAAAAAAAUAACAUCUUUUAGGAAUAACAUGUACACUCUGUGCAUUAAACAAACACCUUUUUGCAAAGGACUUAAAAAACCCAAAUAAAACAGUAAUUUGGGACUUAGUCAGAAUUUAGAAUAUUUGUUAAAAAGGUAUUUUAUAAAGCCAAGAAAGUAAGCAGCAACCUGGUGAGAAAUGUCUGCACCACAGAUAUAAGAAGUAACUACUAUCCAAGACUUAGAAACAACCCUUACAAUGGUAAGCAUAAUGCAACAAAAAAAUCUGAAUACACAUUUCAUCUUAACAGUUCAUAUUUCAAAAACUGACCCAGGCCCUCCCUAGUGUACAGGGGGAUAGGGUCUCAGCACUAUCACCAGCCUCUGCAGCACGAGUUCCAUCCCUGGCCAGGGAGCUACCCACAGGGCACAGCAGACCUCGCCUGUCUCCCCGCUGCUCUCCUCAGCAGUGGAUUCCAGUGCAUCUGCCUGUUCUGCUCCCCACUAUGUCUCUGGGAAUUUUCUCACCUCCCCACCUCUGGCCUGCACCCCAGUUCUUAUAUGCAUAAAUAAAUCUUUGGGGGCCUCCCCGGUGGCGCAGCAUUUGAGCGCUGGGUUGCGAAGCUGCCCGCAGCCUCUGCAGCACCGGUUCGAUCCCCAGCUGCUCCCCGGCCACC